CUUUUCCAAUUGGAUUUUGGUCCAUCUCUAUUUAACCAUCUGAUAAUUUCACAAUCGCAGGAAAACGCAUUGUUUUUGGUGAAAUACAAGGGCUAAACCAUUGCAACAGAGUUGUAACUGCUUGACUAAACUGCCGCGCCUCGAUUGCGCUAUAAAAUAGAAUUCUCACCGAGACCGGACACUUCAAAUCCGCUGCUAAACGCAGCUGGUGAGGAUCUGACAAGAGGUUUGUUUGUGCUUGGCACACAGACUUCCACACAAUUACCACCGAAACGGGUCUCGAAAUUGUCCAGCCAAGUGCCAAAAGAAUGUCGUCACCAUGGGUUAAGGCCAGUGAGCCAGUGCAGGCAUUGAACCUGGCGGACAUAAUGUCAGAGCAGUAUGCCCACCAGCUGCACGACAAGGAGCUGCAAAAGCAAAAGAAGCCGUCGGAGCAGCCUGUCAUAUCCUCCAUUUGGCAAGGAGCUGCUAGCCCGAACCCCUCCUCUAGCUACUCCGAUGUGGCGGGAUGUUCCGUGCAAAAACCCAGCGAUGCCGAGGAGUGGGAGGAUUACUCGGCCCUGCUCAACGACAGCGACAUACCGCUGCCCGAGGAUAUUCCGGCUCUGGAGGAGGACAGCGAUGCUGUCAUAGCCCAGAUGCUGCAGUCCCAGUUCGAUCACGAGUACAACGAGGAACUGCGUCGCAUUGAACGUAAGCAGAACAAGCAGUCCAAGGUCACGGUGACGCUAAACAAGUUCCUGCGCGACGGCGAUGCCGAGUUCCUGCACGACACCGCCGAGGAUGCCUACGAGGAGGAUGAGCUAGAGCAGCUAAAGCACGACUGGGAUAGGUUUGAGGAGAACGAACGGCAGCUGGAUGCGAUUCCACGCUGUGGUUUCAAGGUGAACAAGGAGGGCGAGAUGAUUACCAAGCACGAUCCGCAGCUAUGUGCAGUGCGCAAUGCCCAGCGGGUAAUGUCCUUUCCGCCAGAGUUUCCCACCGGCGAUGGAGCCGGAUUCGAUAUGAAGCUGUCCAACAAGGUUUUUAACCAACUGCGGGCCUACUCCAGGCGUGGACGCUCUGAUAAACACGAGAAAGUGGCCACUGCCGAGAUGGGCUUGGAUGCCAGCACCCGCCUCCUGUUGUACAAGCUGAUUAACAAUCAAAUACUCGAGCAGAUCAAUGGCAUCAUCUCCACGGGCAAGGAGGCGGUUAUUCUGCAUGCCAACUCGGAUGCCAACUACACGGGCAGCAAUGAGCAUGGUCACCAGAGCGGUGUACUGAUGCCAGCGCAUCUGCUGCCAAAAGAGUGCGCCAUCAAGAUAUUCAAGACCACGCUGAACGAGUUUAAGCAGCGGGAUCGGUACAUCAAGGACGACUAUCGCUUCAAGGAUCGUUUUAGCAAGCAGAACCAUCGCGUCAUCAUCAAUAUGUGGGCGGAGAAGGAGAUGCACAAUCUGAUGCGGAUGCAGGGCAUCGGUUUGAAUGUUCCAGAUGUGGUGGUCCUAAAAAAGCAUGUGCUGGUCAUGCGCUUUAUUGGCGACAACCACAAUGCGGCGCCCAAGUUGAAGGAUGCCCGACUGAGUGCCGCAGAGCUGAGUUGCGCCUACGAGGAGAUCGUGGCCGCCAUGCACAAGCUGUACAACGAGGCCAAGCUGGUGCAUGCGGACAUGAGCGAGUACAACAUCCUGUGGUUUGAGGGCAAGUGCUGGUUCAUCGAUGUGGCCCAGAGUGUCGAGCCGAAGCACCCAAGUGCCCUGGAGUUUCUCAUGCGGGAUUGCGGCAACAUUGUCAACUUCUUUGAGCGCCGCGGUCUGCCCAACAUCUACACGAAGGAGCAGCUGUUUGAGUUUAUUACAGGACUCAAUGCAGAGGUUCACAAUGCAGCCCAGCUGGAGCAGAUCCAUACGCGUGGGGCUUCCAUCAACCAGGCCACGGCUCCCAAUCAGGAGGAGUGUCCCGACGAACUCAAGCCCUUGGAGUAUCCCUUCGAGCUGGCCUGGGAGAAGUCGCAGCAGGAUCGUGAGGCAAGCAAGGCCCUUAAGUUGAAGCAGGAGAAUAAGGAAAACGAAAACGAGGCGGAUCAGGAUCAGGAUCAGGACAGCGAUGGCAACGAGAACGACCAUGACGACAAGGAAACUGACAAGAAAACUGCCAAGCAUUGAAUUUUCUAAAAAGAAAGCGUUUAAUAAUUUAAUUUGUAAAUGAUAUUAACAAAUUGGGCGCCAGAGUUUCUAGUUGAAUUUGUGAAAUUCCCAAGGAGAAAAAUAAUUAUAAUAAUAAUGAUGCUUAUAGUCAAGCACCUUGACUAUAAAAGAGGCCUCGAAAGAAA
Drosophila kikkawai is the source of this 2314-nucleotide messenger RNA. RefSeq names its product serine/threonine-protein kinase RIO3. The record is from RefSeq and is a predicted model, not a curated record. Lineage: Eukaryota; Metazoa; Arthropoda; Insecta; Diptera; Drosophilidae. Gene Ontology annotation, biological process: protein phosphorylation. Gene Ontology annotation, molecular function: protein serine/threonine kinase activity; ATP binding.